Nyctereutes procyonoides (raccoon dog) is the source of this 2141-nucleotide messenger RNA. RefSeq names its product transmembrane protein 253 (gene TMEM253). The transcript is spliced from 6 exons. NCBI's taxonomy places the organism in Eukaryota, Metazoa, Chordata, Mammalia, Carnivora, Canidae. Bases 1165 to 1779 code for a protein of 204 amino acids. The record is from RefSeq and is a predicted model, not a curated record.
UCCAGAUCCCAGGCUCCACACCUUUCCUAUUUUUGAUCCAUGGAGCAUAUAUUCGGGCGCAGCUCAGCUUCUGAAUAAGCCUCUGGUAUACCGGCAUCAGGCAUAUCUGUGUGAGCUCAUCGCAUCACCAAUGGCUGUUAAGUGCCCACCGCGAAUCAACAAGCCCUCACAGUCAUGUUGUUAGGCCCCUUUUUAUUACUCAGUCUGAACAAACCGAGGUGCAAACAGGUAGAAUAAUGUACCCAAAGUCACACAGCUGGGAAAGCAACAAAGCUGAGAUUCUAGACCAGGUGGGCCUGACUGCAAGGCAACUUCUAGCUCUCAAAAAUAGUCAUUGCUGCGGUAGUGUCCUGCCCAGGACUGACCAUUUGGGGACUAUUUUCUAAAUGUAUCUAGCUGCAAAUGAACACUGUAACACUAAAAACAAAAACAAAACCUGCCCCACUAUAAACAGGGAUCCCCAUCUACUAAGUUAGCAUCCAGUCCAGAGUAAACCCUUCAAGAAAGGAAAAAGAGAGGGGGAAACUGUCCAGAAAGUGAGAGACAGGAAGCCAGGGGAAUUAAACCUUGCUUGGUCUUGAGACAACACUGCAAGUAGUAAUGACAAGGGACCAAUCCAGACAGUAAUAUGGGAUUUCCCUGGGGAACAGCAGGUAGUUUGAGGAGGAAGCCAAAAAGGAGAACAACUAGAUGGAAAUAGGGGCAAACUGGGGCCCGUGGUGGUAGUGUCCGUGGGGAUGGGGUGAGCCAUCAGAAGACCCACAGAUGGGCAGAAGGGGGACAGAGCAAGGCAGGGCUGUGCGCUUUGUGGAACGACCGGAGGCUGGUGCCUGCCCAUGGCCGCUCCCUAGAACCUUAGGCCCUCGUGGGGACCUUUGCCCCACCCCACCCAGCCUUGACAGCCUGUCUCUGCCAGGACAAUUUGUGGUCUGCUCUGAGCUACCGGACCCUGCCAGGAGCUCCAGGCCCUGUUGGGUCCCGUCCCUUUGGAGUAGCAUCUUCAGACCAGGUAGGUCUGAGGCCCUGAGCCUCAACUCCCCAGAUUUUGGAAGUGGACAAAGGGACAGCUGAAAGAGAUGUUGCCGCACGUCCUAUCUGCUGAUAGGCGCCACGAUGCAUUUCUCCCAGCCUAGGAAGCACUGAACUCCAGUGGGCGAGGGAGCCAUGGAGGAGAGAGCUGCUCAGCAGGAACAGGAGAGCUCCAGUCUUCGUCUGGAAAAGCUACAGCGCUGGGCACGGCACAGGCAAAAUGGGCACCUCUUGGCGCUGGCGGUGAGCCAGCUGUGGCUGGCAGUGGCUGUGGUGCCACUUGCUGUCUCCGUGGCCUGCCUGAACUCUGCUUGUCACAUGGCCACCGCACUGCCACUCGGGCCUGGGGCACUGGGUCUCCUCACUGGGAUUGCUACCCUUGAGCUGCGCCGAGCACCUCGCCUCUGGAAGGUGCAGGCCAUGAUGAUACUCAACAUCUUCAGUCUGAUCUUGGGCUUCAUCGUGGUGGUGGUAGAGGUGAUGAAGACAGCCUUGGGGCCUGCCCCAGCUGCCCUGUCCCAGCUGGCGGGCUUGCUAGUGCUGGAGCUCAGUACUGAGGCCUUCACCCUAGGGGGAGUGCUGGUCUCCGCAUACUCGCUCUUCCUGCUGAAUCAGAGGAAGCCAGGAUGCUGCAGGAGCCAGAGUCUGCACUACCGGGAGCUGCAGGAGGAUCUCCCUGAGUUGGAGGAAGUUGCCGGUCCGGAGGACGGUCCCACCGUGGCUAGCACAACAAACGCAACAAGCGGGUGAGCUGGCCCGGAGGCCGGCGGUCGGGCUCGGCUGCCCCGCGGGAGCCCAGCGUCCUCCGACCCUCCUGCCCCGACUGCACACCGACUGCACUCCGCGGGGCCGGCUGGGGUCCCCUGGACCCGCCUGAAGUCCAGGCAGAGCCUUCAGGUUCCGUGCGCCUAGGCCCCGCUCUUGCCGUCCCCGCCAGGGAUGCCGCACCCGGGGCAGGGUCUCCGCAGGGUGUCCUCCGGCGUCCCCCCACUGCCCCGAAAGGCUCCCCGCCUGCAGGGCGUCCUUCACGCAGGCUGCACCUCCGUGCCCCCUUCCACCCCUGCCCGCCCCGCCCAUCGCCUCCCCUCGCAGCGUCGCGCCCGCCUCAUCCC